Dentiscutata erythropus is the source of this 204-nucleotide messenger RNA. The record is from the annotation of a GenBank genome assembly. NCBI's taxonomy places the organism in Eukaryota, Fungi, Glomeromycota, Glomeromycetes, Diversisporales, Gigasporaceae.
AUGAAGAAUAAGCAUCGUAAUAUACAAAAACAUUAUAAAAAAGACAAAAGUCAAAUUUCUAAUAUAAACCUAGAUAAUAUUAAUAUUGUUGAAGACUUACUAUUAGUAAAUACUACUAGUAUACUACAAAAAGUUUAUGCAGUGAUCUUCUUGUCAUUAGAUAAAUUAUGUAAGGGAAAAGCUAAAGCUAAAUUGAUAGUUUAA